Molecule: messenger RNA, 1254 nt
Organism: Glarea lozoyensis ATCC 20868
Lineage: Eukaryota; Fungi; Ascomycota; Leotiomycetes; Helotiales; Helotiaceae
Exons: 4
Coding region: 1-1254 (417 amino acids)
Source: RefSeq, a predicted model, not a curated record
AUGGGGGACUUUGAUCCAGGAUUUGUACGUACGCUUGCGGUACAAUCGUGGAGUAUGUAUGGUGUGGGAAUGUUUUUGAUACUCCUUAGAAUAUAUGCGAGGAUACAUCGACUUGGCUUCAAGAGUUUGCAGUUGGAUGAUUAUGGGAUGGUUUUGGCAGGUUGCUUCUACACUAUUUUGAUAGUAUGCCUCAAUGUUAUUUGUGGAGGCGGUGGAAGCAACCUUUACCCACCUGAAGACUUCGAAAGCUUUACACCACAGAACAUCCAAGAUCGUAUUCACGGGUCAAAGAUUGUUGUAGUUUCUGAACAGGCCAUGCUCAACGUCAUAUACACCGCCAAAGCCUGCGUCCUCGUCAUGUACACCCGUCUAACCCUCAACCUCGCAACCCAACGCCUCGUAACCCACCUCGCGAUCUACGUUUUCCUCGGCUGGCUGGGCACCGAAAUAGCAUUCUUCUCAACCUGUCGACCCUUCUCCGGAUACUGGGCCAUGCCACCUCCCAGCCCUCAAUGUGCAACCUUAGAACACUACGCCAUAAUCCAAGGCUCCUUCAACAUCACCUCCGACAUCCUGAUGCUGUUCAUCCCUCUCCCACUCAUAACGCGUCUCAGCGUGCCCUGGCGCCAAAAGACCGUCCUCAUGGUCGUGUUCUCCAUGGGCACAUUCGUCAUCAUCGCCGCGGUCCUCACAAAGGUGUUUAAUCUAACGGAUAUCUGGGAUCCGAGUUACAUGCUCUGGUAUACCCGCGAAGCCUCAGUCGCGAUUUACGUGAGCAAUAUCCCGCUCAUCUGGCCGCUUGUGCGGGAACACAUACCAGCGUUAAAACGCUUCACGCCGGGCCAGAAAUCGUCGUCGAAGGAGAAUAUGUAUGCGCUUAACUCGCGGCUGACGCGUAGAGCGUCGGCUGGGUUGAAGGGGAAGGGGAUUCGUAUUAAUGAUUCGGAGAGCGAUGAUAAACCGAGGGUGACGACUACGAUUCAGGGGAAGGGGGAUAGUAGUGAGGAUCUUUCGAGUUUGGAGGGCAUGGAGGUUGAUGUCGAGAUGGGUGGGGAGAAGGGGUGGAAUCAGUUGACUGUUUUGGGGGAUGGUGGGAAUGGGAUUCAUAUGAGUACGACGGUGCAGAUUAGUGAGGAGGUUGUGGGACGGAGGGGCGUGCUUGUGCCGGAGCCGGUGUUGGUUAGAGGACGGGAGGAGGAGGGGGAUGGAGAGAGGAGGGGGGAGUUUACGUGGGAUUUUGCGAAAGUGAGAUGA